Molecule: messenger RNA, 423 nt
Organism: Neospora caninum
Lineage: Eukaryota; Apicomplexa; Conoidasida; Eucoccidiorida; Sarcocystidae
Product: Ubiquitin-conjugating enzyme, related
Exons: 4
Coding region: 1-423 (140 amino acids)
Biological process (GO): protein K63-linked ubiquitination; DNA damage tolerance
Cellular component (GO): nucleus
Source: RefSeq, a predicted model, not a curated record
AUGGCGGAGGCCGUAGUAGUGCCGCGCUCGUUCCGGCUACUGGACGAAUUGGAGAAGGGCCAGAAGGGUCAGGUUGCAGAAGGUGUCUCGUUCGGCUUGGAGGAAGCGGAUGACAUUUCGCUAACAAAGUGGUCAGGCACCAUCUUCGGCCCCCCUGGAACGGCGUUCGAAAACAGAAUUUAUUCCGUCAGCAUCAACUGCGGUCCGAGCUAUCCUGAUGAGCCACCUGAGGUUUGCUUUCGAACUCGCAUCAACAUGCACUCUGUGGACCCAACUGGAGUGGUCCUGCGUAGCAGUUUCCCGUUGCUGCGGUCCUGGCAGCGACAUUACACUUUGGAUCUCCUUUUAACGGCGCUGCGCCAGGAAAUGGCUGCUCCAGCGAACCGACGCCUUCCACAGCCACCUGAAGGAGACAUGUACUGA